AUGCCAGACACGGGGGACUUCGACGCCCUCUGCAGGGACAUCUAUGCAUACUACAGCAACCAGCUCGUGCCGGUGCCAGGCGACCGCCUGGCCAUGAUGCUGCGUGCAACCGGCGAAGUCUGGACCAAAGAAGAGCUUGCGCAGCAUACUUCCGCUCAAGGUAGAUACUUCUCCUUCAACGACUUCCACCGGAUCGCGAAGCGGAAGCGCGACGCUGUGUUGUCUGCCACGGGUGUGGAGGGCGUCCCGCAUGUCUUGGUGGACGAUUACGGCUACGUGAUCAACCUCACAGUGCAGGAAUGCCAGGAGAUAGUUGAUGCUUUCAAGGCUCUUCUGGAGUUGCGCUGUGCAGCAGGGGACGAAUUGAGGGGUCCCGUGAUGUCUGUCGACUAUUUCAGGCACGUGCUCACAAGCGUCGGAGAUGCCAUACCGCAGCGGCUGAUGCAACAGCUGUUGUCUGAGUCAUUCACCUUUCGUAGUGAAAUGUCGCUGAGGACGUUGAUCAAGCUGCUGAAUCGCAAGAGGUGA
Molecule: messenger RNA, 528 nt
Organism: Babesia ovata
Lineage: Eukaryota; Apicomplexa; Aconoidasida; Piroplasmida; Babesiidae
Product: ATPase AAA, putative
Exons: 2
Coding region: 1-528 (175 amino acids)
Source: RefSeq, a predicted model, not a curated record